Messenger RNA from Lathyrus oleraceus (garden pea), 1396 nucleotides. RefSeq names its product F-box protein SKIP19. The transcript is spliced from 2 exons. Lineage: Eukaryota; Viridiplantae; Streptophyta; Magnoliopsida; Fabales; Fabaceae. The record is from RefSeq and is a predicted model, not a curated record. Bases 200 to 1129 code for a protein of 309 amino acids. Gene Ontology annotation, molecular function: protein binding.
UUUGUUUUGUAAACUUGUGUUUGAAAUUUUUUAUAUGCAUUGGAUUCCAUGUAGAAACAGCUGAUUCCGCAUUUAUCCCAUCUCUCUCUUUUCUUUCUCACACAAAUAGGUUAACCAGCUUAACUAAAUAACAAAUGCAACCCGUUUUCCUUUACGAAAAUCGAUCAUUUUUUCACAAUCCUCUAACCCUAAUAUUUGAAUGGAGUCAUCACUACCACCAGUAAUCGAUUCCGGAGAGCGAAAUUGGCUCAAUCUUCCACGAGAUAUAGUAUUAUCCAUUUUCCGGCGGCUUGACACAGUCGAUAUUCUCAUUUGCACUCAUAAUGUUUGCACCACCUGGCGCAAAAUCUCCAAGGACCCUUUCCUCUAUCGCACCAUCAUCUUGCCCAAUUUCGGCGACCUCGGCACGGACUUGGAAUUAGAGGUUUUAUGCCACCGCGCCGUUGAUUACAGCUGCGGCCAGUUAAUUGAUAUCAGCAUCGAUUAUAUUGGUACCGAUGAUCUUCUCCACCAUAUCGCCAAUUCUGCAAGUCAUCUGAGACGCCUCCGUCUUGCGUGUUGCUAUAGCGUGACAGAUGAAGGAUUGUGUGAAGUUGCUGAAAAGCUUCCUUGCUUGGAGGAACUUGAUAUAUCAAUUAGCCGCUUAUCCAAGGAUCCUUUGGAAGUUAUUGGCCAAUGCUGUCCUCGAUUGAAAACCUUUAAAUUCAACAAUCAAGCAUGCAAACAUCUAGACUUUGAAUAUGAUGAUGAUGAUGACGACAACGAGGAGGCAUUUGCUAUUGCGCAAACCAUGCCUGGGUUAUGCCGUCUCCAACUUUUUGGAAACAAGAUGACUAAUGAUGGUUUGCUUGCUAUUCUUGAUGGCUGUCCUCACCUUGAAUCUCUUGACAUUCGUCACUGUUUCAAAGUUAAUUUGGUAGGAAGUUUGGAAAAGAGAUGUAAAGAACAGAUCAAGUAUUUACGGCUUCCAAAUGAUGACACUGAUGACUAUCCAUUUGAAACUGAAUUUCAUGAUGGAUCAUAUUAUGAAGACUACUCAUCAGAGUUCUCAGACACAAUUUUAUUGUCUGACUUUGAUUUUGAUGAUAACCAUUAUGACUUUGAUUUUGAUUUUGAUGAUAACUAUUAGUCACAGCUUUUAGUUGUUUCCAUGUGACAUUGGGAUAGAAAGAAAGUCAGGGAAGACCCAGCAAUAAAGUAUCGUGUACUUUCUAAUGAUGCUGUUUUUAUGAGUUUGGCAGGUGGUUACAGCAUGACGGUCUUUUAGAUGGGCAGGUAGCUGAUAAUCAUUUGGUGAAGCAGUUUCAAUGUUACCCACUUUUGUUUCUCUGAUAAAUGUUAGAAACAAUUUAUUUGAAUUUAUGUUUGGAAAUUUGAGAGUUAGUUUUGCUCUGAA